UUAUAAUUUGAUACUGGUAUUUACUAGCUGUACCUUGGUUUUAAGUUAUGUGAAGUUAUUGCUAGUAUCUGCUGUUGAUAUUCAUAACUUGACUGCACUGCCUUGUAAUACUUCAGUUGUUGUGUGCAUAUAUUGAUUUGUGGCAAGAAUUAAAGAUUUGUCAGUACAUGUCUAAGGUAUGGAAUGACAUUAUCAGAAACAUACAUGUAUCCGCUUACAUGUACCUAAACUAACAACCACCUCUUGUUUCCAAGUUUACAAUUUUUUUAUUCAAUCAUUUGAAUUAAGUUUUAAUUGCAUUGUACCAGUAUUCCUCUAUUCAAUUUGCUCGAGAAGUUGGACAUUUAAUUCACUAGGCCAGUCGAAGGGUGUUUUUUUUUCUUCUUAAUACAAAGGUUUAUUUCUCAUAAGCAAAGAUGUUCUUUAAACACGGUAGCCAUUCUUUAGACCUGGUAGCCCGAGCAUAAGUUAUUUGUUGUAUUCUCCAAGUCAAGCUCUUUGUGUGUAACAAUCCGUCAAUUUCCUUGUUGACAUUUGGAACAGAGAGUGGUAAAUCUCCAGGAUUGGAUUAAGGGUAGAGGGUCACUUCUGAACAACUGUCGUGAAAUAUCUUAUCUGUGCCAAUUGUCAUGUAAGUGUGUAAUCUUGUUUUCUCCCAUAAAUUAUUGAAGUUCUCACUUCAUGUUUGAAUUCAAGGUAAAGAUUCAAGAUAGAAAGUGUAAUAUAUCUGAGAAUUCAUACCAAGAGUACAGGGAGUUGAUUAAAGGCCUCCUUGUGGAUUCUGAUCUACUUCCUCAAGUUCCUAAUGACCCCAGGAUGGACAGAAUCACAAACCUGUGGGUGGAUCUACAAAGAGAUAACAGGUUACCAAAGGGGGUGUUAACAGCAAGCUGUGAGGCGGAGCUCCAGGAGUUGAUGAAACAGAUUGACAUCAUGAUGGCCACCAAGAAGAAGGACUGGGAGCACCAGAUCCAGAGUCUGCAGAGCAAGGUGGAGCUCAGGGACAAGGAGAGCCUGCUGCAAAAGUCCACCAUUGACCAGAAGCACAAAGAGAUAAUUCCAACCUCUCUGAUUGGUCACCUCAGACUUCAAGUGGAGACAAUGGAGAAAUCCCACCGGGAAUUAGUGACUUGUUAUGAGCAGCAAUUAACAAACCUUAAAAGUGAGGUCCAAAAGGUAAAGAGAGAUUAUGAGAGGCUUAGCAAAAAACAUGUAAAACAGAUAAAGGAACAUCAGAGAGAAAAAGACAAAAGUCACACGGACCUUCACGAGAGUUCAUCUGAGAUAGGGCGCCUCAACAACAAACUUCUGGAAUAUCGGCAGAAAGCCAAAGACUGGGAAUUACAGCGAAGGACAUUCCAGAAACAGAUCGAGGCUUUGGACUCGCAGAAGAAGGCUCUCUCAGAAAAAUGUGAAUUUAUUCAGAGCCAGUCUCAAACCUACCAAUCUCAACUUGAUCGCAGAAAACAGAUGCUGGACUCAACCGAGUUGAGUCUAAAAAAUCAAAUAUCUCAGUUGGAGGGCCAACUUGAGCGGACUAACGACACACUAACCUCACAGGAAACAAAGGUUGAAAAGUUGAAGUCUUCCCUUGAUGAUGCCAUGAGCGCUCACAAAAAAGCAAUGGAUGAUAAUGAGAAACUUUUGAAUGACCUUAAGAAGGCCAACAAUACAAUCCGCAAAUAUGAGGAGGAGAAGGGAGAGUUGGAGACAGAAUUGAAUGCUAAGGAGGACCUGCUGAGGGCUCUAGAUGAGGACAAAAGUAUCCACAGUGAAAGUAUGACAAAGAUGGAGCAGACACUUGCGGAGAAAGACGAGAUUAUCAAAUCUUUGAGUGACAUAAGACACAAGGAGGAGAGUGAUCAGAUACGACUGAUGAGAGAAUCAAUGGAGGAUGCAAGGGAGGAAUCAAGGAUGUGUAGGAAAAAUGAGAAGGAGUUAAAAGAGGAGUUGUCUAGUUUAAAGUCCCAUCUCCAGCGAGCAGUGGAGGACUGUGAAAGGCUGUCCGAUCAACUGGAACAAAAGAAAAAUGAGCUGUCCAAAUUAGAAAAUGGAGAAUUGAAGAGAGUGAAAGCAGAAGUCAAUAAACUGCGGGAGCUGCAGCUCUCCCAGAAAGAUUCCUAUGAAUCAGAAGUCCAGGGGCUGAAGGUAGAGAUUUCACGCUUGACCAAGGAUCUGCAUGAUCGCACUAAAACCAUGUCUGAUCUGAGUGAGGAAUCUGGCCAGAUGGAGGCUCAGCUCAGAAAUGAAGUGGAGGCCCAAGAAAGAAGACAGGCAGAGCUACAGGUUGCAAAUGCACAGAUUGAAGCACUAAGACUAGAAAACCGUCACUUGCGUCAGACGAUUUUACAGCAAGCCAAAAAUGACUCUGACCAGGACAAGAUUCAGGAGCAUCUGAAGGCUGUACAAAAUGCCUAUACCACCACCAUAACUAAACUGGAGCAAGAGAACCGUCAGUUGCGAGACGACCUGUCAUGUCUGCGAGAGGAAAUGAAUGAAAUGGAGGAGAAAUUUGAAGAACAAUUACGACUGGCUCUCAGAGACUCAGAAAUGUCCGCCCAGAAUAUGAAGUCCAAAGACGAUAGGAGGCUCCAGAGGGCGGGGGAGGAGUCCCAGCGUAAGUUUCAUGCCCUACAGGAGAGACUGGACUCCACGGUCCAGCGGUACGAGGAGGAGAUCAGCUACUUACGCAGUCAGAAGACGCGCCUCGAGGAGCAGCUCGACAUGGAGAGGAACAGCAACUACAGCCAGCCAGUGAAUGGAAUGGACCAUUACGAUGUUGAGAUUGGAGGAACGAGGGCUAAUGGGGAUGGAGAAGUUCAUCAUGAAGCAGACAACAGUUUUGAGACAGUCCUCAGUAGUCAGGCCAUGUCUAUCUCGGAGAGUGUCAAUGACUACGGAAUUCAUGAGGAGUAUAAUAAUGUAGAGGACUCGCACUCGAGAAAUUCUGUAUCAGAAAGAUUUUUAGCUGCAGAAAAUCAGAGAGCUAGAGAACUAGAAAGACUCAUAGACUCGCACAUAGAACAGCUGAAAAUAGGAACAGAAGCAACACUGCGUAAAUAUAACGUCAAGAGAUGAUGCCAAGUCCCCUUGUGAUGUAACUUAUUCCUGUGUUCAGUCCACUUGAUGAGAACAGGGUGAUUUUCUGCAGCCAAGCAAGAAAUUUCUGUGAUAUAUAAAUCGUACAAUGUGCAAUUUAGAUAUGCUAUCAAAAGGUAUCUGAGGAGCUGAGGACUUAAUGUCUCAGGUGUGAAUAGAAUGCAGUUUUUGUUCAGCAUGAGCACUCAUUUAGCUGAAAAUGUGUCCUUUGAUAUUACAGCAAAUGAGACAAGCUGAAAGUGACUACCGAUUCUCCUUGUUUAUAAGAACAUUAUCAUUGGAUGUGUUAACGUUUGUAUACGCACACAAUAGGACUGUGAUAUUUGCAGAGGGUUGUACAAGUUUGUACAUUGUAUUGAUUUUACAUAACAAUUAUUUAUUUAAUUAUAUGAUGUACUAAUGUUGUGUAAAGUGAGAUUAUGAAAUUGAAUUUUUUUCUGAUAGUUGUCAAAUGAAGUAUGUAUUAAUAUAAAAAGUACAUUUUCAAUUAUCAUUAUUCAGUCUGUCAAUCAAAUUUCAUAUCUAAUAGGCUUUAUAUUGCUAAAUACAUAAGAGUAUAUUCUAACUUAUGAAAAUGAUGACACUGUAAUGGUAUUUAUCAUUACAUUAUAUACACUGUAUUUAAUUUGAAUCCCUGAUAUUGUUUUUUUUUCUACAUGUACUUGUUUCUUGCACUACUGCACAUUGUUAUUUCUUUUGUUGACGUUUUUAUCGCACAUGUUAAACAAACACUAUUACAUGUUCCUGUAUUACACGUCUUGUUAUAACUGCAUGUACCAGUGAUUUAUAGAACUUUUUCUGCUGCCACUUGAGGGAUAGAUACCAACUUGUAUCUUCAGCAUGAAACUUCAAUGAAUUUUAGAGCACCCUCAGAAGUAAAAGUUAGACAGUUUUAACUUCCAUCAAUAUAAUGAAAUGUUCUAUACUUCAAGAUUAUAUUGUAAAUAAAUUAUUUUUUUUUAAACUGAU
This is a messenger RNA of Magallana angulata, 4068 nucleotides long. Its product is annotated as centrosomal protein of 63 kDa-like. The transcript is spliced from 18 exons. Gene Ontology annotation, cellular component: centriole. The coding region runs from base 682 to 3078 and encodes 798 amino acids. The record is from RefSeq and is a predicted model, not a curated record. Gene Ontology annotation, biological process: centriole replication; de novo centriole assembly involved in multi-ciliated epithelial cell differentiation. Lineage: Eukaryota; Metazoa; Mollusca; Bivalvia; Ostreida; Ostreidae.